GGGGGAACUUUUAAAGUUGUUUCCUUUUAGUUUUAAUGAUGUUCACCUUAAUUGCUGGGUUUUGAAGUGCUAUGGGACUUGUAUUUACACGACUAUAAGAAGAUGACGCUUUACAUUGGACGCGAAGCUUCAAAGUUAUGGAAGAGAAUAUGUUCAGAAACAACUACAGAGAUCAACCUUCUUCUAGAUAACUGGAAAUACCUUCUCGCUGGUCUCAUCUUUCAGUACAUUCACGGUUUAUCUGCUCGAGGAGUCCAUUACUUACACAGGCCAGGGCCAACACUUCAGGAUCUUGGAUUCUAUAUUCUACCAGAGCUUGGGCAAGAUAAAGGCUACAUCAGUGAGACUGUGUUCACCUGUGUCUUUUUAUCGUUUGUAUUGUGGACUUUCCAUCCUUUCAUCUUCAAGAGCAAGAAGAUCUACACAGUUCUUGUUUGGUGCAGGGUGCUAUCAUUUUUAGUUGCUUCUCAGGCUCUCCGCAUCAUCACAUUCUAUUCUACUCAGCUUCCGGGACCAAAUUAUCAUUGCCGAGAGGGUUCAAAGCUUGCAAGGCUGCCAAAACCGCAUAGUGCAUUAGAAGUCCUCUUAAUUAAUUUUCCUCGUGGUGUAAUAUAUGGCUGUGGUGACUUGAUUUUUUCAUCACACAUGAUCUUCACGCUGGUUUUUGUGCUCACCUAUCAGAAAUAUGGCACUAGAAGCUGUAUAAAGUACUUUGCUUGGUUGGUGGCUAUUGUUCAAAGUCUCUUAAUUGUGGCAUCCCGCAAACAUUACACGGUUGACGUAGUUGUUGCAUGGUAUACUGUCAAUUUAGUGGUAUUCUUUCUAGACAAGAAGCUGCCAGAAUUGCCCGACAGAAGCAGUGGAAAUUUACCUAUGCUGCUACCAUUGAGUACCAAAGACAAGGAUGGUAGAACCAAAGAAGAGAAUCACAAGCUCUUGAAUGGGAACUCUGUGGAUCCUGCAGAUUGGAGGCCGAGAACUCAAGUGAAUGGCAAGAUUCAAGAAGAUGUCAAUGGAAUCCAUGAUACUGCAAUGAAUGGUGCAUAGACGAUGGAAAUUACUGCUAUCUCACUUUAAUGGGGUUUUGCUUGAAUGAAUCCUUAUUGUCUUGGAUUAAAGCUCUGGUGAAUUCGAUUUGUAUUCUUAAGAAAACUGAACCGUAGUGCACUUGUGAAUUGUCGAGUUGCUGAAAUAUAAUUGUCGGUUGCUCAA
This is a messenger RNA of Hibiscus syriacus, 1212 nucleotides long. Its product is annotated as phosphatidylinositol:ceramide inositolphosphotransferase 1-like. Gene Ontology annotation, molecular function: ceramide cholinephosphotransferase activity; inositol phosphoceramide synthase activity; sphingomyelin synthase activity. Gene Ontology annotation, cellular component: endoplasmic reticulum membrane; trans-Golgi network; Golgi membrane. Lineage: Eukaryota; Viridiplantae; Streptophyta; Magnoliopsida; Malvales; Malvaceae. Gene Ontology annotation, biological process: ceramide biosynthetic process. The record is from RefSeq and is a predicted model, not a curated record. The coding region runs from base 103 to 1047 and encodes 314 amino acids. The transcript is spliced from 12 exons.